Messenger RNA from Melanaphis sacchari, 1985 nucleotides. Its product is annotated as fatty acyl-CoA reductase wat-like. Gene Ontology annotation, cellular component: peroxisome. Gene Ontology annotation, biological process: long-chain fatty-acyl-CoA metabolic process. The record is from RefSeq and is a predicted model, not a curated record. NCBI's taxonomy places the organism in Eukaryota, Metazoa, Arthropoda, Insecta, Hemiptera, Aphididae. The transcript has 13 exons. Gene Ontology annotation, molecular function: alcohol-forming very long-chain fatty acyl-CoA reductase (NADP+) activity. Bases 274 to 1848 code for a protein of 524 amino acids.
UCUAGUAUUAGUCAGUUCCACUAAACCAGCCAGGCAGUGCACGGACGGUAGACCUCACGGUUUUAUUUUACUAUUCUAUGGAAAUAUUGUACCUGUAUUUGUAGCUUGGAUAGAUUUUUAUAGUAAUAUUUUCCAAGUUAACAGUUAACAGUAUAUUAUAUAGUUCUAUACACAUUUCAAUUAUACAAUUAUAAUAACAAAUAGUAUAACGUCGAGAUUAACGUGAAGUUUCCGUACCAAAUUAUUGAAACAUUUGGACGAGAACUAUACAGGAUGCCAGCUGAUAUUGCCACCAUGGAUAAUUUUGAUUUGAACAGCCACGACAAAACUCGUGAGAUGUCAGAAAUUCAAUCUUUUUACGAUGGUAUGACAGUUUUGUUAACCGGCGCUACUGGAUUUUUAGGAAAUUUAAUACUGGAAAAACUAAUCAGAACUUGUUCAGGAGUUAAAAGAAUUUAUGUCUUGAUCAGAGAGAAAAAAGGAAAAACUACAGAAGAAAGGUUUAAAGAGCUCUUCAAUGAUCCGCUGUUUGAAUUAAUGAAAAAACAAGAACCUAAUUAUUUAGAAAAGAUCACAGCAGUUAUUGGGGAUUGUUGUUUACCAAAUUUAGGAAUAGAUCUACAAAACACGAACAUUUUAAAAAAUGAAGUUAAUAUUGUUAUACACUCAGCUGCCACAGUAAGAUUUGAUGAACAUUUAAGAAAAGCUGUAAAUGUCAAUAUAAUUGCUUUACAAGAUAUUCUAAAAAUGAGCCAAGAAAUGCCAAACUUAAAGGCUUUCGUUCACAUUUCUACAGCUUACUCAAAUUGCGUCGGGAGACAAGUCGUAGAUGAGGUGUUCUAUAAGCCACCAAUAUCUGGAGAUAAUUUGUUACAGCUCGUAAACAGUCUUGACGAUGACUACAUCACUAGAAUUACUCCUUCAAUAUUGAAAGAGUGGCCAAACACAUAUGCAAUGACAAAAGCAAUAGCCGAAGGCGAAAUUUUAACAUAUGGCAAAGAGUUGCCCAUCGGGGUGAUAAGGCCGUCGAUGAUUGUCGCAACCAGUGACGAACCUAUUCCCGGGUGGAUCAACAACAUUUAUGGACCAACAGGAGUCGUAGCUGCUACCGGCAUUGGUCUCAUGAGAUGUAUGCGUACAGAUUAUACUAAAAUAGCUGACAUCAUACCUGGAGAUUUCGUUACCAACGCUAUUUUGGCCUCCGCCUGGGAAAUUCACAAUCAAUGGAAAAAUUAUAAAAACUCCAGUGAUUUGAAUAAAGAAAAGUUUGUGCCAAAAAUUUACAAUAUCGUUUCUUCGAGCUCUAACCCCUUGACAUGGGGAGAAUUUUCAUUUUAUAACAAGAAAUAUGGAUCCAGAAUACCCUCUAUAAGAGCGAUUUGGCCAAUUAUGUUGAGACUAUCCAAAAACAAAUAUGAAUAUUCAAUCUUAUGUUUUCUUCUUCACAUUAUACCUGCAUACAUUGUCGAUUCCUUAGCCAAACUCACGGGAAGAAAACCACAAUUAAUAGAAGGAUACAAAAAAAUACACAAAUUUACUGCUGUUAUUUCGUACUUUAGUCUACAUUCGUGGACGUUCCAUGAUGAUAACACAAAAUCGCUGAUAAAAAAGCUGUCCAAAUUGGACCAGUCCCUAUUUAAGUUUGACAUAUCCAAAUUAAGUUGGAAUGAAUAUUUCAAAAAACAUGUGAUGGGAAUUAGAUUGUACAUUGUAAAAGAACCAAUGGACACUUUGCCGGAGGCAAUGAAACGAAAUACUAAGUUGUACAUGAUUCACUAUACGUUAGUAUCCAUAUUGGUGGCAUUAUUAAUAUUAAUAAUAUAUGGACUGUUCUUACUAUUUGUAUAGGAAAUUAAAAUCUCUGUUGUCCUAAAUGGCAAUUUUACAUGUACGAUAUAUACGAGGUGUAUGGUGCGUACAAACUGUGGUGUGAAAAAAUUGUCAAUCCAAUUCGAAGACAAAAGAUCCGUAACGUUCUGCGUUUU